UUCCCUCUGGGGGUCUCACAGAGCUUGGGGAGCUGAGCUGGUACAGCUGGAACUCAAGUUUCUUUUUAACUUUUUUUGUUGUGUUACCUUCACUUGAAAAAAGGUGAUUUUGCUCAAACAGCAGCUUGUACUGGGUGUGCAGAGCUCAUGAACAAAACGUCUCUUAAACUCUGGAAGGCCUUUGUGUAUCUCCUUUUUAAAAAGAGGAACAAACCAUUCACUAGGAAUCGAACGUGCCUGCGGGCUGCCUGCUGCUGUUAGAAUGACUGGGCUGUGUGUGCUGGUGGCUGUGCCUGGAGGCUGCCAGGCUCCUCUAUUAGAAGUGGUGUAUCUCAGUGAUGUGAAACGCCAGACUUGUACAAAGGGAUCCCAACCAUUCAGGAAACAUAUUUAUUUAUUUCCCUCCAGGUUUUGUUACUUAUACUGCGUUUUGAUGACUUUCUGCUCACUUACUGCCUUUUCAUGCUUCUCAUUUUCCUUUUUUUCCCUCUGUCAAUAGCUAAAAACUGCCUUUCUGCAUGGCAUGGCCUUUUUCCUAUGCUGUCUCUGUACUUUCAGUUGGUAACUCUGGAUUUGAGUUUUCUUUCUACCUCAGCUGUCAGUAUGAGAACUUUGGAUUAGAUCUGCUCUUUCACUGGACUUCUUACUCAAUAUUCACUUUGGGAACUUACAUCUUACCUAAUCUGAGCAGUAGUGACUGAAUUCAGAUCUUCCUGAUGUUAAAAUGCUAAGGAAUGUGAAAUAAAGGUUUGGGGCAUUUAAAAACCUGAAUGGUGUCAGAUAGCAAUUUUGUACUGCAAACUGGCAUUGUAUGGCCUCUAGUUUAGCUGUACGAUUCAAUCUAAGCCUUUUUUCUUCCAGCACUGGAAACAAGGAGAGUUCAAACUGUUUCUCAGCUGUGAUAGGUUUAUGGAGGGAUGCUGUAUUUUCUUCCUUUAACACAGACAUGCUUUGGGGAUCCCAUGAUGGAGGGGAUCCAGUCUGAUCUUUCGAUCUUUCCUACAAGAUAGAAUCAAGGCAAAUUUCAGAAGGAUGCAGUGUUCUGGCAGCCAGUUGGCUUGAUCCUAACAGCAGCAGAUCUUCCAAGGAUGUUAGUCUUCAGAGCCUUGUCCUUGCUGUAGCUGUUGGCUUCACAGGAGUUAUGUUGGGAUGGACAGAUGUCAUGUGCUUUUUAUUGGUUUUGGUUUUAAUAGGUAUUUCAGACACCUUGUCUAUUUCUUCCAGUCUCACUGCCAAGAAUGAGAGGUUUAAUUGUUGUCUCCAGUAUUUGAUAUUCCUCAUCAAAAAGAAAAUAUGGAACUGGAAAAUGAUACAGCUAGUACCAGGAAGCAACCAGCAGUUUACAGAGUCCAAAGAAGAGUGCAAACUGAAGGGCACUUACAGGAACUCUUGGAAAGAGACCUACUUUCUACCAAUGGUGGAGAGCCACAAAUCCCUGAAAAGAAGACACAGCUACGUUGCAGGUUCUCCUGGGAAAGUUUCAAAAAGAUCAUAUACAAGAGGUUCCCUGUCCUGAAUUGGCUUUUUUCCUAUCAGUUCAGAGAAUGGAUCUUGAAGGACCUCCAUGCAGGCCUAAAUGUUGGGUUGGUUCAGGUUCCUCAAGGGCUGUUAGGAAUUUGGCUGUCCGGGUUACCUCUGCCAGCAAUCAAUGGCUUCCUUUCUGCAUUCUGCUGCUCAAUGCUGUAUGUUGUAUUUGGAAGUUCACAUCACAUCUCAAUUGGCUCAUUCAGCAUCCUAAAUCUGGUGGUGAAAAAUAUUCUCACGUCCCUUGCUCUCAACCAAACCUCCUUUAACAGUUCACUGGUCAAUUUUUCAGACCCUACACUUUUGAAAGGUUACAUGGAGACCUUGACACUCGCUGCAUCAAUAACAUUUAUGACUGGCAUAAUUCAGUUGCUGCUAGGCUGCUUCUGCCUGAAGUCUGUAACAGCAUACUUGCCAAAGGCUCUCAUUGAUGCUUACCUCUCUGCAGCAGCAUUGCUUGUCAUUGUAUCACAGUUCACUUUUAUCUUUGACGUUGUGCUUGACUUCCAUAAGGGCUCUCGAGACAUUUUCUGUAAUAUAUUCUAUUUUUUCCUGGCUCUCCCAAAGUCUAAUGCCACCAGCAUACUGCUAUUUUUGCUUAGCGUGGGCAUACUAAAUAUCAGUAAAACUAUCAGGAUAACGUAUCUACGAAGUCCUGUUGCAUUUCCCAUGGAACUUCUCUUGAUCAUCACAGCCACCAUUACUGCUAAUUGUACUCAUCUUCAUGCUGAAUCUAGUAGUACUGUGGUCAGUAUGAUUCCUCAGAGGUAUCUACCUCCUGCGUUGCCAGAUUUAUCAAACAUGAGCAAGAUUAUCUUGCAUGCUUUCUCCCUUGCUGUUGUAAGCUGUUUCCUUCUUGUUUUUAUUGGAGAGAAGUAUGCUUUGCUUCAUAACUACAGCAUUUCCAGCUGUCAGGAACUAAUAGCUGUGGGGCUUUGCAAUAUUUGCAGUGCAUUUUUCAGAAGCUUUGCUGUCAGCUGUGCUGUUUCUGGAACUGUCAUUCAAGAGAAGACGGGUGGAAGAACCCAGAUAGCAGCACUGAUAGGAGCAUCUAUAAUGCUGGUGAUUGCAUUGAAACUGGGACGCUUUUUCCAGGUGAUACCUAAUAGUGUGCUGGCUGCUGUUGUAGUAUUUAACAUGCUACCUUUUCUUGAAAAAUUUCUGGACAUUCCUACCCUGUGGAGGAAGGAUAAGUAUCAUUUAGCUAUUUGGAUUGGAACUUUUGCUGCAGUGCUUCGUCUUGGUCUUGAUGUUGGUUUACUGAUCGCCCUGGCAAUUGCAUUCUUCAUAAUCAGCAUCAGGUCACACAGAAUGAAGAUGGUGGAGCUGGGGCAGAUUCCAAACACGAAUAUUUAUAGAGGUUUAUCCGCCUGCAGAGCCGCAAUGGAGAUUGAUGGCAUCAAAAUCUUUCAGUGCUGUUCUUCCAUUUCUUUUGCAAAUAUGAGUAACUUCAAAAGUUACUUGUUGCACAAGAUGGGCAUGAAAACAGUGCCUCUAAGUCCAAAUGAAGUGAACGCCCUAAUUUCAGCAGUGUCUGACACUUCAGUGGAAAGCAAAGAUUUUGAAUGUUCUUGUGUCUGUGAUCCACCUUUACCACCACCUCAGAUACCAUAUACGGAGAAACUUGUGAAGUCAUGGCAUGCAGACAGUACUUCCACGUCAUCUUCAGUUAAUGUGGUGCGCUGGUCAAAGUACAAAGUCAGUGAGAGCGGUGGGAUGCUCUUGCUGGGAGCAGCUAAUGCACAGUCUGCAUCUUCAGGCAUUACCACACAACUUCAGCCUGAAAAGAAUGAGGAUGAAGGGCAACAAGCUGGUGUUUCACCAGGCUCUGCAGAAGGUAAUACCUCAGCACAGUUAGAUGGGGAAGAACAGCCAGUGCUUUUGCCAGGCCCAGUUCACACCAUUAUUUUGGACUUCAGCAUGGUCCAGUUUGUGGAUUUGCAAGGUUCAGACUUGCUACGACAGAUCUUCUAUAUGUUUUUAAAUGUCGGCAUUACAGUCCUUAUAGCUGGCUGCCACUCCUCUGUGAUAGCAACCUUUGAGAAGAACGAGUUCUUCGACAGCUGUGUCACCAAAGAAAUGUUCUUUCUGACUCUUCACGAUGCUCUGCUGGCUGCUUUGGCGAAGCAUCAGAAGCCAGAUGAGAUAGAACUUACUGCAGAAGAGCAUACUGAAAAGCUACAAGCUGAAGAUGAGACGGAAAUAAAUUUGCUUAUGGAGAAGAAGAAAGGCUUUUUCUCUGCAAGGAAGCCUAAUGGCAAACUCCAGCAUGAAGAGCCAAUAUCAGAUAGUUCACGCUCAGCCCAGAAUGCAGCAGAGUCAAGCUCUCUCCUGCAGUUUGAAACCCUGUCCCUUCAAUUGAAUUUCCAGGACCCCGCAUGGGACAAGGAAUGGAAGUAUAACAGCAACAUCUGAGUUACAACUAUUGGGGAAUUGGGAUUUCGGUAGAAGGAAGAAAGGUACAGUUAAGCAACAGUUGUGGUCAUUCUUAUCCAUAUUUGAUGUUCUUUUUAUUUUUUAUUUUUUUAUUUCUGUUUUUAAAAUAAACAGCUUGACUGACGCCUACAGUAAUUUUGUGGUCCUUAUCAAAAAGGAGCAUCUAGAUAAUUAUUUUCAAGUCAAUAGGAUACUCUCAGCAAUGCACAAAUUAAUUCUAGUUUUGGUGAAUUCUAGCAAAUGAUUUGUGCUCCUUUUCUGAAAUUCUUUAGAGGUUAGUUGAAAUGCUGCAGCUGAGCACCUUUUAUGUACUCAUUGAUUGGUAGUAAGUAAAACUCAUUUGCCGUAUCUGACCAGAUUACAUGCAGGCAGAUUCAUUGUCUUCAGAGCAUGUAGAGUGAUGUGAGCUUCAAAGAAAAGCAUUUUCUUAUUGCUGUUCAACAAAUUGCUCAAGUUGAUAUUGUCAGCACUAACAGAAGAUGAAUAUUUUGUCUGUUUAUUUUACCAGAAUGAAAUCCCAGUAAACAGAAAUGUUAUUUACA
Coturnix japonica (Japanese quail) is the source of this 4502-nucleotide messenger RNA. RefSeq names its product solute carrier family 26 member 8 (gene SLC26A8). The record is from RefSeq and is a predicted model, not a curated record. Lineage: Eukaryota; Metazoa; Chordata; Aves; Galliformes; Phasianidae. Gene Ontology annotation, cellular component: membrane. Gene Ontology annotation, biological process: transmembrane transport.